Messenger RNA from Propithecus coquereli (Coquerel's sifaka), 2091 nucleotides. It is a transcript of the gene PADI1, whose product is annotated as peptidyl arginine deiminase, type I. Gene Ontology annotation, molecular function: calcium ion binding; protein-arginine deiminase activity. Gene Ontology annotation, cellular component: cytoplasm. The transcript has 16 exons. Bases 20 to 2011 code for a protein of 663 amino acids. The record is from RefSeq and is a predicted model, not a curated record. Lineage: Eukaryota; Metazoa; Chordata; Mammalia; Primates; Indriidae.
UGGGGAGCCAGGGGACAGGAUGGCCCCGCAGAGAGCUGUACAGCUGUCCCCGAAGACGCCCACCCAUGCCGUGUGUGUGGUGGGAGUUGAGAUGCUCGUGGACGUUCACAGCGAUGUGCCCAAGGGCGCCAAGACCUUCGGGGUCUCUGGGAGCUCAGGGGUGGAGGUCUCUGUGGUCUACAAUCCCACACGGGUGACAGAACCCACAGGCAAGGCCCGCUGGCCCCUGGAUGCCAAAGUGGAUGUGGUUGUAUCCGUGGACACAGCCAGUAAGGACUUAGACGACCGUAAGGUGAAGGUCUUCUACUUCGGGGAGCCCGAGGGGGAUGCCCUGGGCCACAGCGUGCUCUACCUCACUGGCGCCGACGUUUCCCUGGACGUCGACACAGGCCGCACAGGCACGGUGAGGAGAAGCCGAGGGGACAAGAAAACCUGGCGCUGGGGCCCUAAGGGCUAUGGGGCUGUCUUGCUGGUGAACUGUGAUCGGGACAGUCACAGGUCCAGGGAGCCCGACCUUGCCAACAGCCAGCUGAUGACACUGGAUGACCUGCAGGACAUGUCCCCGAUGGUGCUGAGCUGUGAUGGCCCCGACGAGCUCUUCCACACUCACAAGCUGGUCUUAGACAUGUCCUUGUCCGACUCCGAAAGAGUGGGGGUCUUCUGUGCUCGGGGUGGGAAUUCCCUUGAGGACUACAAGCAGGUUCUGGGGCCCAGACAGCUGUCCUACAAAGUCGAGCGGCAGCGGGGGGAGCGGGAGAUCAGAUUCUAUGUGGAGGGGCUCGCCUUCCCUGACGCGGAUUUCCUGGGGCUGGUUUCCCUCCACGUCAGCCUGGUGGACAUGCGGACCAUGCCUGCGGUGACCCUCUUCACAGACACCGUGGCCUUCCGCGUGGCCCCCUGGAUCAUGACCCCCAACACCCAGCCCCCCGAGGAGCUGUAUGUGUGCAGCGUGAUGGACGCUCAUGGAUCAAAUGAUAAAUUUCUGGAAGCCAUGUCUCACCUGGCAUCGAAAGCCAACUGCAAGCUGAUCGUCUGCCCUCGGAUUGAAAAUCGAAAUGACCGCUGGAUCCAGGACGAGAUGGAGUUUGGCUACAUUGAGGCCCCGCACAAGUACCUCCCCGUGGUCUUCGACUCCCCCCGAAACAGAGGCCUGCGGGAUUUCCCCUAUAAGAAGAUCCUGGGUCCCGACUUUGGAUACGUAACCCGGGAGAUCCUGUCCGCUGGCGCCUCCAGCCUGGAUUCCUUUGGCAACCUGGACGUGAGCCCGCCCGUCGCGGUGGGCGGCGUGGAGUACCCCCUGGGCCGGAUUCUCAUCGGCAGCAGCUACCCCAAGUCCGGCGGGCGACAGAUGGCCAGGGUGGUGAGAAACUUCCUGCAGGCCCAGCAGGUGCAGGCGCCCGUGCAGCUCUAUUCGGACUGGCUCUCCGUGGGCCACGUGGACGAGUUCCUGUGCUUCGUGCCCACCUCCGACCGAAAGGGCUUCCGGCUGCUCCUGGCUAGCCCCAGCGCUUGCCUCAAACUCUUCCAAGAGAAGAAAGAGGAGGGCUACGGGGAGGCGGCCCAGUUUGAUGGGUUAAAAUACACAGCAAAGAUAAGCAUUAAUGAGAUGCUGGUGGACAGACGCCUCCAGAGCGACAGUCUCCACGCACAGAAAUGCAUCGACUGGAAUCGCGAGGUGCUGAAGCGGGAGCUGGGCCUGACGGAGCGCGACAUCGUGGACGUCCCCCAGCUGUUCUCCGUGAGGGGCUCCUACGCGGAAGCCUUCUUCCCGGACAUGGUCAACAUGGUGGUCUUGGGCAGGUACCUGGGCAUCCCCAAGCCCUACGGACCCAUCAUCAAUGGCCGCUGCUGCCUGGAAGAGAAAGUGCGGUCCCUGCUGGAGCCGCUGGGCCUGCGCUGCGUCUUCAUCGACGACUACCUGUCCUACCACAAGCUGUUGGGGGAGAUCCACUGUGGCACCAACGUGCGCCGGAAGCCCUUUCCCUUCAAGUGGUGGAACAUGGUGCCCUGAGCCGGCGCCCACCGCCGUCCUGUCUGCCCUCUUGCUGGGGGACCCAACCCUCCUGGACUCCGUCCUCUUGGGGGGGCCUU